AUGCUUACCGAUCGAACUCGAUUUCAGGACUUUGGCCUUGGACCUACACGCAAGAAAGGGUUGCAGCCGCUCUUUGGUAAUGGGAUUUUCAACUCUGAUGGUGCAGUUUGGAAGCGCCACCGCAGUAUACUGCGACCCAUUUUGUCUCGUGUUACAGCAGCUGAAGUUGAUGUUUUUGAAGUCCAUCUUCAAACCCUGAUGCGAUCCGUACCGGCAGAUGGCAAUACGGUUGACCUCCAACGCGUUUUCAAUGCCAUGGCCCUUGAUAUUUCGACCGAACUAUUUCUGGGCACAUCGACAAACGUACUUCCAUCUCUUUUUGAUUCCGAGCCCCGCGGCAUGCGGGGACAGAAAUUUGCCGCGGCAUUUGAUUACUCCCAGCGUGCCCUGUCCGGAAUUGAUGAUUUCAGUUUGUCGGGACUUUGUUGGAAAUUUCUUCUCGGUGAUAAAAAAUUGGACGAGUCCCUUCAAACUGUUCAUUCAUUCAUAGAUGAAACUAUCGAGCAUGCAAGUGAAACCUUCACCGAACAGUCUGGACUGUCCGAGGUCAGUGACGAUAAAGCGCAAAUUGUCUUCAACAAGCUUCUCAGCGAAGGGAGAUCGAAGGAAGAUAUCAAAUAUGACAUGCUGAAUCUCCUGGCUGCCGGCAAGGAUAGCACGGCUUCCUUUCUCGCUUCGACAUGGUAUGUGCUUUGUCAGAGGCCCGAUGUGUGCGGCAAAAUCCGUGCAGAAAUCGGUGCUCUGCAAGGGCAGCGCCCGGCGCUUGAAGAUCUUUCCAAGUUUUCCUACCUCCGUAUGGUCCUUCAAGAAGGUAAAGCCUGA
Penicillium canariense is the source of this 822-nucleotide messenger RNA. RefSeq names its product cytochrome P450. Lineage: Eukaryota; Fungi; Ascomycota; Eurotiomycetes; Eurotiales; Aspergillaceae. Gene Ontology annotation, molecular function: oxidoreductase activity, acting on paired donors, with incorporation or reduction of molecular oxygen; heme binding; iron ion binding. Bases 1 to 822 code for a protein of 273 amino acids. The record is from RefSeq and is a predicted model, not a curated record. The transcript is spliced from 2 exons.